AUGUCGAUCCUAUCCAAAAUGGCUUGCGGUGUAUCUGCGCGAAGCGUGCUUCGGUCCCGGGGCCCGUUUCCUGCUAGACUACCCAUCAGUCCCGCCAUCAUACACCAUACCAUAAGAAGCAUUUCCACCAACACAAUCAACCGUCUUUCCUCGCUUGAACAGGCCGCAAACGCCGAGAUUGCCAACGCCGAGGUCCAGGCAGAGUUCUACAAGCAGCUUCUUGCCAACAAUUAUCCGCAGAUCGUGGUGCAGCGGUUUGAGACCGCCGGGGUUGCCACCAACCACUCGUGUGCGCAACUAUACUUGGAAGCGUUGAAGAAGACUGGAAACAAGGCCAAGGCGGAGCAGAUCGCUCUGGAGGUGCUUUCGGGCUCCUACAGUCAGUCCAACAACAACGCCCAGAGUCCGUUCCCGUUCCUGGCUGGACUGGGCUCUCGUAUCGAUCCAGUGCAUGUAGUUGUCUCCGAGAGCGGCUUCUCUCUUUUCUCCAAGUGGCUCAAGUGGUUGAUCCCUUUGGCUCUCUUCUCGUACGGAGCAUCUACGGCAUUCAACUAUUUGGUCGAGAAUGGUACGUUCUUCCGUAGCUCCGACGCAGUAGACAAAUCUGUGGAUGUGUCCCAAUCAAAUGUUCGUUUCAAGGAUGUGUGUGGAUGUGAUGAGGCCAGAGCCGAGCUCGAAGAAAUCGUCGAUUUCUUGAAGGAUCCAUCCCGUUUCACUGGUCUUGGCGGUAAGUUGCCCAAGGGUGUCUUGUUGACUGGUCCACCAGGUACCGGUAAAACCUUGUUGGCUCGUGCCACCGCUGGAGAAGCCGGUGUGCCCUUUUUCUUCAUGUCUGGUUCCGAGUUCGAUGAGUUGUACGUUGGUGUUGGUGCCAAGCGUAUCCGUGAGUUAUUCAACCAGGCUCGUGAACAAGCCCCUGCCAUUAUUUUCAUUGAUGAGUUGGAUGCCAUCGGAGGAAAACGUAAUCCUAAGGACCAAGCUUAUGCAAAACAAACUUUGAAUCAAUUGCUUGUGGAAUUGGACGGUUUCAACCAGACUGAAGGUAUCAUCAUUAUUGGUGCCACUAAUUUCCCCGAGUCUUUGGAUAAAGCCUUGACCAGACCUGGCCGUUUUGACAAGGAGGUCAUCGUUGACUUACCGGAUGUUCGCGGUCGUGUUGAUAUUUUGAAGCACCACAUGCUCAAUGUUGAGACUGCCGAAAACGUUGAUGCUUCUAUCAUUGCCAGGGGUACGCCGGGUUUGUCUGGUGCUGAGUUGAUGAACCUUGUCAACCAAGCUGCCGUUCAUGCUUCUCAAUUGUCUGCACCCUCUGUUGAUAUGAAUCACUUCGAGUGGGCCAAGGACAAGAUUCUCAUGGGUGCUGCUAAGAAAAAGAUGGUCAUCACAGAGGAGUCAAGAAAGAACACUGCCUACCAUGAGGCUGGUCAUGCAAUCAUGGCUAUGUACUCUCCAGCUGCCACACCCUUGUACAAAGCUACGAUCUUACCCAGAGGUAGAGCUUUGGGUGUCACGUUUCAACUACCGGAGAUGGACAAGGUUGACAUGACUAAAAAGGAAUGUUUUUCGAGACUUGAUGUUUGCAUGGGAGGUAAAAUCGCAGAGGAAAUGAUUCAUGGUCCAGAAAAUGUUACCAGUGGUUGUUCAUCUGAUUUAUCCAAUGCCACAGGCAUGGCUAGAGCUAUGGUGACAUCUUACGGUAUGAGUGAUGUUAUUGGGCCAGUGAGAUUGAGUGAUGAUUGGGAAUCGUGGUCUCCCAAACUCAGAGAUAUGGCGGAUAAUGAGGUGAGAAACUUCUUAUUGGAGUCAGAAAAAAGAACAAGAAAGAUGCUUGGCGACAAAAAAUUGGAGUUGAAGAGGUUGGCCGAGGGCUUAUUGGAGUAUGAGACCUUGACAAGAGAGGAAAUGGAGAAGGUCGUCAAGGGAGAAUCAAUUAACAAGGCAAAGACGAUAAGCAAUACGGUUAUCAAGUCAAAUAGCGGGAGAUUGGAAGUCAUAAAUGAUCCAACCCCUGUCCCAGCGGAAGCUUAA
This is a messenger RNA of Australozyma saopauloensis, 2028 nucleotides long. It is a transcript of the gene YME1, whose product is annotated as i-AAA protease. Lineage: Eukaryota; Fungi; Ascomycota; Pichiomycetes; Serinales; Metschnikowiaceae. Bases 1 to 2028 code for a protein of 675 amino acids. The transcript has a single exon. Gene Ontology annotation, cellular component: mitochondrial inner membrane. Gene Ontology annotation, biological process: mitochondrion organization; protein quality control for misfolded or incompletely synthesized proteins. Gene Ontology annotation, molecular function: ATP-dependent peptidase activity; ATP hydrolysis activity; ATP binding. The record is from RefSeq and is a predicted model, not a curated record.